Racocetra persica is the source of this 699-nucleotide messenger RNA. Lineage: Eukaryota; Fungi; Glomeromycota; Glomeromycetes; Diversisporales; Gigasporaceae. The record is from the annotation of a GenBank genome assembly.
AUGGUUCACAUUGAUGCUUGUCUUGGAAAAACUUUAAAAAAGGAUGGAGAAGGCGUGAUAGAAAGUUUUAAUCUGGUUGCCCGAAUAGGAGACGGAGAACUUGGCAGUGGAGAACACUUUUGGGAAGAAAAUGCAGAAGAACCAAAUAUUCCGAAAAAAGAUAAAACCACUGAGGAACCAAUUAAUAACGACGAGAAUCGAGAACCAAAUCGAAAUGACGACAAUAAUGACAACCCCGAACCAGGAAAAGACAAAAACGAGCCACCAACUAAUAACCAAGAUUCGCCCAUUUCUGACGAUAGUAGCCAAAACCAGCCCACGGAAAAUGGUAACCCCCAAACUCCUAAUGACCAAAACGAGGAUAAAAAUGAUAAUGAUUCUGAUAGAAAUUCACCCUCUUCUCCCCAACAAAUCCUUGUUCUUGAUAAAGGAGCAAAAGAAACCGUUUCAGUGGCUGCUGUCCCAGAAUUACAAGACUUAAAAAAUUAUUUAAAAUCCCAAGGAUUAAAAUCCAUUAGUGCAGCGGAAUUAGGUAUUACUAAUGAAAAAAAGCAAACUGAUGAUAAAAAAAGCGAAAAAUCCCCCCCGCUAAUUGUCUUUUCUGUAAUGGGUAUUUUGUUGAUAAUAACAGCAGCAACCUUAAUAAUUAGAAGAAGAAAACGGAAAAGACAACUGCGUCGGGGCGAACAGAUUAAAUAA